GUUCGUCGAUUUCCGUCACCGUUCGUCAUAGGGAGUGUCUGGCAAUGUAGCGUCGUGUUUGUGAAUCAAUGCUUGUGCUUUAAUUUAAUACAUUUUUUUUAAACUUUAUCUUUUUGAAAAAACUUUAUUCAUUGUAAGAUCCGUUAGGUAAAUACCACUUCAAUAUUCGUGUUUGCAACGAACGUCUCGUCAAAGUUGGAAUAUAUGAAUUAGACACAGAUUAAAUGGCAAGGUGAUCAUCUUCAGGGAGUGUCUCUAAGAGCUUCAUUUUGUCAAUUUGGUUGCAUUUUCCGAAGUCGCAAUCUAAAUGUUGUAAUCUCUUCUCGAUUAAGAUUAAUAAUAAUAUUAUAAUCUUAAAAUUGAAAAUUAUAAAAUGUCUGUAGAAUAAUUACAGAUAUUCGGAAUGAUGUCUCGUUUAUUAACUACCGUGGUGUUUUCGCUAAUUUUUUUACUUCCCGCGUUUGCACAAAACAUCCUUUAUGGAGAACAAGCCUACGAGUGUCCCCAGCACUGGAUACGAUUCCAAGAGUCAUGCUAUCGUUUUAUCAAAAGCCCACUAAGACCACGAGAAGAUGCACGCAGAAAUUGCCAAGCAUUCCAAAGUGAUCUGCUUACCAUUAAUUCAAUGGAGGAGCAUGGAUUCGUACUCUAUCAAUUAUUGUGGCAAGAUCCGCAACAUCGUACGUGGUACACUGGAGUAAAGCUCCAGAGUGGCCUAUGGAUAAAUGAGGCAGACAGUACAACAUUGAUAAACAUGGACAAUGCCUUUCUGCCUGAGCCUAACGACAAUGUCCUAGGACGAGAUUAUUUAGCAUACUCGUAUUCUAAUAAUCUCCAACGUUGGGGAUUAGAGAAGGUUACUGGGAGGGAAGAACUAUUGUAUAUCUGUGAAGCUCCUAUUGCAACUCUUCAUAAUUUGGUGGAAGAUGACCGUACUUAUCAGUAUGGAAUUGAUAUUGAUAAUCCUCUUCAAAUACCUAGGGGUCCAUAUUUCAUAAAACAGCCCAUAAGCAAAGUGUUUGAUGUAUCAAAAAGAAGAAUAAGCAAUGAUGUCUCGCUAAGUUGUUUGGCAGGGGGCUAUCCUACUCCUACUUACGAAUGGUUCAAGGAGGAUUACGAAAACGAUCGACUUAUUGCAACAAAAAUAGAUCCUCUGUCAAAUAGAAGAUAUACUGUAAGUGGUGGAACAUUGAUCAUCUACGAACCAGAACAGACAGAAGAUCGUGGCUCAUAUCACUGCAAAGCAACUAACAAGUUUGGCACAAUUAUCUCUGAGAGUGUCGAACUAUCAUUUGGAUACAUCUUGGAGUUUAAUUUGAAACGUUCUGAGGAACGUGGAGAUAAUCAUUGGGGCAAAGCAGUUUAUUGCGAUCCACCACAACAUUUUCCAGGCGUUAAAUACUAUUGGGCACGCGAUUACUUUCCCAAUUUUGUUGAGGAGGAUAAACGUGUAUUUGUUUCGCACGACGGAGCGCUUUACUUUUCCGCUUUGGAAACAAUUGACCGAGGAAAUUAUUCGUGCAAUGUUCAAAGUAUCGCAUCCGAUACUGGGCGUAAUGGGCCAUUCUUUCCGUUAAAAGUGGAUAUGCACUCAUCUUUUCAACAGUUAAAAUUUCCUAAUAAUUUUCCAAAAGCGUUUCCGGAAGCGCCUGUAGCCGGAGAAGAAGUUAGACUGGAAUGCAUUGCAUUCGGAUACCCUGUUCCUUCAUAUAAUUGGACUAGAAGAGGUUCCGUUUUACCGCGUGGUGCUUACACAGCAAAUUACAAUCGAGUAUUGAUAAUACCUCGUGUACGCGUGGAGGAUCAAGGCGAAUAUGUUUGCCGAGUGCAUAACGACAGAUUAUCUAUCGAAAAUUCUGUUCGAUUGACCAUACAGGCAGCGCCUAAUUUCACCAUCCCAUUGAUCGACAAGCACAUGGAUAAUCGGGCGGAUUUAACAUGGACCUGUGAGGCGUUCGGUAUACCAGAUGUCACUUAUAGUUGGUUUAGAAACGGAGAAAUCUUGGAUAUGUAUACUCUACCACCUGAAGAUAGAGAUCGUUAUACUGUACAAGAUAAUGUACUAAAUAUACGACAUUUGGAUCCCGAGAGAGAUCAAGCUAUGUAUCAAUGUCGUGCGAGGAAUCAGUUGAAAACAACAUAUUCAUCGGCUCAACUUAGAGUCUUGUCGUUGAAACCUUCUUUCAAAAAACGGCCUAUGGAAUCCGAGACAUAUGCAGCGGAAGGAGGUAACGUUACGAUUGUAUGUAAACCUGAAGCCGCACCUAGACCAAAAUUCGUUUGGAAAAAAGAUGGUAACGUAAUCGGAUCGGGAGGUAGGCGAAGAAUUUUGGAAACUGGAAAUCUCAUUAUUAGUCCGGUAUCACGAGACGAUGAGGGAAUGUAUGUGUGUACAGCGACAAAUCAGUACGGCAGCGAUGAAACUCGUGGACGACUGAUCGUACUACGUGGACCACAAUUUAUUCAAAGACUGCCGCCAUAUUUAAUUUUGGACUAUAAUUAUAAUCUGACAUUGCGCUGUUUGGCCCAAACAGAUGAAAUGUUAGACGUAGCGUAUAUUUGGACGCAUAACGGUAUGCGUAUCCGUAAUAAGGAUAUGCAGAAUAAUCCGCGAUUACAUAUUGGCGGUGAAUAUCUGGAUAUUAUAAAUGCCACAUUUACUGAAGCUGGUGAUUACGAAUGUAUUUUGAGAAGCGCUGUUGGCGAAAUAUCGAGCAAACUUACUCUGAUCGUACAAGGACCACCAGGACCACCUGGUGGAGUACAGGUUGUGAAUAUCGUUAAAACUUCAGCCACGUUACGAUGGACUGACGGUGCCUUGAAUGGCAAACCGAUAACUAUGUACACAAUAAGUGCCAGAACGAAUUGGAAUCGUACAUGGUAUCCUCUUGUAGAAAACAUUACGGCUAUCGAAAUGGAUAGAUAUAAUGGCCGAAAAGAGGCAUAUCUGGAGAAUGUUCUAAACCCUUAUUCCACGUACGAGUUCCGUGUGCAUGCCUUUAAUGAAUUUGGCUAUGGUCCGCCAUCAACUCCUUCACCUCAAUAUAGCACUCCAUCCGAUAAACCUACGAAAGCACCAUCCAAUAUCAGCGGUGGUGGUGGAAAGAUCGGCGAUCUCACAAUCACGUGGGAUCCUCUUAGUCCAUCCGAUCAGAAUGGUCCUGAAAUCUAUUACAAGAUAUUCUGGCGUCGCAAAGGACAUGACAAGGAGUUUCAAUCGUUGUCUCUGAAGGAAUAUGGUAAUGUCGGUAGCAGUGUCGUGGCGAUUCAACCUCAGUAUUACUACACAGAAUAUGAAGUGAGAGUACAAGCGAUCAAUGCAAUGGGCGAGGGACCUAUAUCCGAAAUCGAGACGGUGUACAGCGCAGAGGACAUGCCACAAGUUGCACCGCAACAAACAUUUGCCAUGAGUUACAAUAGUACCAGCUUGAACGUCAGCUGGAUACCGAUCGAACAGACUCGCGAGCGAGUGCGAGGCAAACUAAUUGGCCACAGGAUCAAAUACUGGAAAGAGAAUAAUCGCGAAGAAGAUGCUACUUAUUAUUUGUCACGUACCGUUCGUCCUUGGUCGCUGGUUGUUGGAUUGCAACCAGAUACAUAUUAUUACGUAAAGGUAAUGGCCUAUAAUUCUGCUGGAGAGGGUCCGGAGAGCGAGCGAUACUUGGAACGAACAUAUCGCAAGGCGCCGCAAAAACCACCAUCGUCAGUAAACGUGUACGGUGUAAACCCGUCAACGGUGAGGGUCGUCUGGCGUUACGUGCAACCGAGCCUAGAGGAAGAGCCGCUGAUCGGAUAUAAAAUACGUGUAUGGGAGGUCGAUCAGGACAUGAGCACGGCGAACGACACGAUCAUACCAGGUGGUUCUAAGCUAGAGGCCGAUAUUAAGAACUUGAGCCCAGGCAAGGCGUAUCAUCUAAGAGUGCUUGCAUUCAGUAACGGUGGCGAUGGGCGAAUGUCAAGUCCUACCCAUACAUUCCAAAUGGGCGACGCCGCUGCCUUCAGGAGCAGCGCUGGUAACAAAAUUUUGGAUGCCGCUGUGGGCAUAGUUUUCUUGUUGCUUUUACGAGUCUACAACUAUGUAUAGUAUAAAUAACAGCUAGUAACGGGAAGCUAUAAUGGAUAAUGAUUAUAAUUUUGUAUAGUUUUUUUAAACAAGAAAGCUAAAAGAAUGCUAACAGAAACUAAACAAAUACUAAAUAACAAAUAUUAAAUAAGAGUUAAUGAGAUAUUAUAAGGCCUUUUUAACUCAAUGAAAUAACCUUAUGAUCUGUUAAAUUCAUCUUUAAUUAAAAAUUAAUAUUGCUACGUCAAUGCUACUUAACGAUGUAGUCGCUUAUGUUCUCAGCGUUUUUAACAAUAGUAUCUCACUUAAGUACUUCCACAAUUAUUUUUUAAGAAGAAUUAUGGUACUAUAAAGAGACUGAAGCUAAUCUGCAUGUGAAAUAUGUCGCGCAGAAUAGUUACAGUGAAUUCAAUAUAAUUUUUAUUCUAUAUAGUAAGAAGAUACUCUGUUUACCUAUAAUAUACAUAUUUUUCUCUUUCUCUUAGCAAAUGCAUUAACAAUAUUUUAAAAUUAAUGAACAAUACAUUAUCUUUUAUCAUAAACUAAUGAAGUGUGUAUGUAUACACACAAAAUACUGAAAAAAAUAUUUUUUUUUCUAUAUUUCAUAAAGGUUAUAAUUUCAAAUAUUAAGUGCCCGUUUUUUGUUUGGAAAAUUGUCAAGUCUCUAUUAUUUUGUAACUUUAGAAUAAUACUACCUCAUUCCAUGAUAUAUUUUUGAGAUAAGCAAAGUAAUUUGAAAUACAUCAUUUGGCAUAAGUAUUUGGAAUAUUAUAUACAUUGAGCAAUAAUUAUAAAAAUAAUUUGAAGAUACCAAUUUUUGCAUUUAACAUUCUAUGCAGAUUACAUUGUCCAAUAAAAUGAAGAUAAUUUUGUAAGAUAAGAAUUAAAAAUAAGGGCUACUUCAACCAACUUUAAUGGAUUAUUAACUCAAUCGACAAAUUUGCCAACAUGGAAAUCAGUUUAUUCUUAGAUCAAGACGCAAAAUUCUCUUUAUAAUAUAUUUGAUCGAUCUGAUAGCAUCUGAUAUAUUUUAGUUUUAACGCAGAAGAAAUUAUUAAUUUUUUUAAUUAUAAUGAAUACUGCUGAUAGAGUUAUUCGUCUAUUAAAAUUAAUCCAAGUUGGUUAAAGGCUCUAAAAGUAUAUUUUCUCGUGAUUUUAAUGCACUUUAGAAACAAAAUUAUAUAACGGUACUAUGUCAUAAAAAUCGUCCAAGUUGACAUUUUUUGCCUCUUUAAUGCCAUUUUUCUCAAAAUUGUGACGUGAUAAUUUUGAUAAAGGAUUCGUAUUUAUCAGACAUAACUACAUCAGAAAUGAUAUUUACACUUAUAUUACAAAAUGGUGUUAAAUUAUGUGAACAUAUUCAUUCUCUUUGUAAUGUAAAAAGUUGCAAGAAUUUGUGUUAGUGGCACAGAGAAAAAAACGUAAUUAGUAAGCAAAUUGGCCAAUCACAAAAACUUAAGUAGUAACGUAAAUAGUAGCAAAUCAAGCAUGUUGAUUUUUUUAGUAUUUAAGUCUUAUUGUUUUUCUAUGUGCCCCUAGCUUUACUUAUUAAAAAUAAAAGCACAUUGACAACAAAUAUUUGCUGUAUAUUAUAAUUCUAAACACAAUUUAAGAUAAUGAAAAUUUCAGAAACAUAUAAAUGCCACUUGAUCUAAUGAUAGAAGUUGUAAAUUUGUAAUAGAAAGAGAUAUAAAAAAAUUAAUUCGCUAAAAUAUGUAUUCAACGUUAAUAAACAUAUAUUAUAUAUUCAUAUACUAUAAUUUAAGAUUUAUAUACUGUAAUAAUGAUUUAGAUUUGAUAAUUAAUAAUGAACAAGAAUUAUUACGUAACGUGCUAAUGUGAAAAGCAUCGUCAUUUUCCGUCCAUAUAUACAGAAGUAGGUAAUGAACACUCGGCUAAGUUUGACAAUACUACGAAUGUUUGUUAAUCUAUUGAAUUAUUCUAAUACUGUAAAUUAUUAAAAUUUUAGUUAAUAUUAAAUUGUAUUAUAACUACAUUAUUUUAACUAAUAUAUCAAUAUUGGUACAGCUUACAAAAUUGAAUUUAUAUAUAUUUUAUAUUAAUUACUUUUUAAUAAAUUUGUAUAUCUGUAUACAUUUUAUAUUUAAAUGUUUUUAUUUUUUUAUUUAUUCUAAAAAUAUGUGACAAAAGAUAUGAUGAUAUUAGAAUAAUUCAAAGAUAUUAUAUGAUAAAAGUUUAUAUAAACCAUAAUAGUGUUCACCAAGUGUUCGCCUAUAAUAUAUAAAUAAGUAUCAGAUAUAUUAUUUUGAAUAUUUUAUUAUUUGUAUAAGAACAUGUAUGUUUUGAUGUUUCUUUUUUUUUAUAUUCUUAUACAACGAAAUUUCAUAUUCAUUAUUUAUAGUGUUUAAAUAGCAAUAGUUUACUUAUAUACAAGUAAUGAUUAAUCAAAGAAGUAUGAGAUUCUAAUUAUUUGUUAUUGAUUACCAAUAUCUUAAUUAGAAGUAGUAAGCACUAUCAAUUUCUCUAAUUUUAUAUAUUUUUUUUACACAUUAUUGCAUAUGUAUUAUGUAUUGUAUUGCAGAAACAUACCCUUAUACACAAACGUGCGCAUGUUGUAUAUAAUAAAUAAAUUUUUUUACAAUUCUAACGUCAA
Solenopsis invicta (red fire ant) is the source of this 6677-nucleotide messenger RNA. RefSeq names its product contactin. Gene Ontology annotation, molecular function: protein binding. The record is from RefSeq and is a predicted model, not a curated record. Bases 404 to 4084 code for a protein of 1226 amino acids. The transcript is spliced from 8 exons. Gene Ontology annotation, biological process: cell-cell adhesion. NCBI's taxonomy places the organism in Eukaryota, Metazoa, Arthropoda, Insecta, Hymenoptera, Formicidae.